GGUUAGAGUUCUGCUUGGGCGGGUUUCCUGUUGCAUGGUUGUUGUCAAAUGUUGUUAGCAUGAAGACAACACCAUCAAGCCGCCUCCUCACAGCUGAUGUAAGUCUGUUCGGCAUGACUGGCCUAUAAUGAGGAGACAAGGAUCCCUCUCUUUUUCAAUUAGGACUGCACACUGAGAGUCAGCUUGUGGCCCUCUCCAGCUCACUCUCAUCCCCAGCUUUGCCCCCUGCAUCCUCACUCAACAGUAUUGACGCCACGGUAAAGUGACAAUGACCUGUCUAUGUAUAUGUGUGUGUGUGGGGGGGGGGUUUAUGAGGGGGAUAAAACAGCCCUGCAUCAGCAUAACCAAGCCCCAUGGUUGCUCUUUACACGCUUAGUCCGAGAAGGAGCGUUCACAUUUCCCUGAGUCUGACCUGCCUGUGCAAGUUUACUGCUUUUUGAUCCCACGUCCGCUGGCAUUUACCAAGAUCAAAAUCCCAUCUUGCUUAGCUAGGUGCAUCAGACACUUAUGGAAGCUGACUCUGCCCAUUUGCUUUGUGUUACACCAUUCAUACCCUCCAGCUACCACGCUUGUGUCCAAGUGUAGCGAGGGAGGGGGAAGAGUGCUACUUAAAAAGUCAGGACCCAUUCAUGAUCCCCUGGAUCAUCCGUGGAUGGAGUGCUGAGGUCGUAUCUCUUCUCUUUCUUCUCUCUCUGUCUUUCUUAAGGCAAGGAUCGACCGCACAUUAAUGUUGAUUAGCCGAGUAUGAAGGCGAGUGAGCAAGCAUUCAGGGGAGGCACUCCUUGUGAAUAAAUAUUUGUUAUCUUUGUUUGCAUAGUAAGGGGAGCUUCCUGUCUUUUAAAUAGUAAAGAAGCACUUACAUCUGACCCCGUGUUUGCCCUGCUGUCUGUUUGCUAAGGAGAAUUUACAAAAGCUUGUUAUUUUUUGGUGUUAUUGUGAAAGAUGCUCACACAGCAUUUAUUUUAGUUUGCUUGUUGUGCAUAAUGCUAAUGCAUAAUUCAUUUUUAAAUGGUAAGUAGGGCAGUAAGACUAAAAGGAUUCUCUCACUCUCCUUAGAUAUACAUAAUGUACUAUUCUUUGAAUGCACUGUGGCAAAAAAGGUUGUAAAAUACUGAUCUAAAUGUACGGUUUAUAGUAGAUACACAUUAAAAACACACACACACUAUAACUGGAUUUUAUGACUAACACCCCAAAGCAUUGCUUUCUCUCAUUUUAGGGGUUGGAGAGGGACCCAGUGUGCUGAACACAGGCUGGUGGAGCUACUUUACAUGAGCAGAGCAGCCAUUGGCCAACAGCUCUGACACUCAAACAGCAAGUACUCUCCUACUUCCUCUGUCCUCCUUUCCUGGUGCAGCCUAAGAGGAGGGAGGGGGAAUGGAUCUUUUCUGUGUGAGUCGCUGGAUCUCCCUCAGCCUGCUCCUUACCACCUGUCCUUGACUUACUGUUCCCAGACGAGACGGAGUGGAAGCUUCUCCUGCUUGCUCCUCCCUCAGGCACCUUUCUCUGGCUGUGUUUAUGUGAGCAGCAGCAUUUAAUCUUCACGUCUGUUCCCCCUGUCUGUGUGUGUGUGUGGCUGUUUUUCUUUUUUUCUACCUGUGGUGCUUCAGCGGAGUGGCGAGGAGAGGAGCGUUCAUCCUCGGCCGGUGGAGCUCUGCUGAUGGGAGGCGGUACUGGCUCAGGCUGGGACUGGGGAUGCUGAACGGGGGGAGGGAGGGCCUGUUUGAGCUGGGACAGCAGCUCCAGCAGCAGGGGGAGUACCAGGCCGCCCUCCACUGCUUCCUGAGCUGCCUGUUGGGACUGACCCAUGUGCAGAGCUUCAACUCUCUGCCCAACUGCCUCCACCAGGUGAGCCAGAUGCCAAAAACACACACAGUCUUUCAUAUUGUGUUUCUCUCUUUCUGCCUUUAUCUUACACACAGUCAUGCAUAUCUCACAUAUCUAAUUUAUUAUAUACUUACCCAGCUUUGUAUACACAUUUACACCACUUCUCUUCUAGAGCAGACCAUAAAUUACCGCUUAGCAAAGCAGGCAGGACACAUUCAACCUUGAUAUCAGCAACACCAAUGUCAGCUCCAACAGCACACUCUAUCAUGUGUCCCUGUGUUCACACUGUAAGACCAAUUCUGCAGUACUUAGAGUGGGCAUGCAGCUAAAUGAGGCAUUGAAUGCAACACCACCUCAUAGUAACAAUGCAAACAGAUUACUCACACAGCUAAAAAUGAUGUAGGAUACAUUUUACAUCCGCACUAUUGUGUAUGAGUUAUGUUUUGGUAUUUUGAGGUCACAGGCAUUACAUUUUGGCAUUGAGCUACAUGCCCAAAGUCUCAGCAGAUCUCACACAAGGAUAGUUCAUGAGGCCUUUAAACAAGGAGUGGACCACAGUUCAAAUUCUGUUUAGCUGUAAGUAAUGUCAAAACAUAGCCCUGACUCAAGAGCUGUGGAACGCAUGCUAUGAGGUUUACCAGACCAAUGGCGCUGUGAAAAUGGAGAGCUGAAGUUCCUUGUUUUGACAGCCCAUUACAUCAUGCAGACACAGCAGGGAGUAAUGAUGGUAAUGAAUAAUUCAGAACUUAACCAUGUGUCUUGGCUGUUUUUCUUUGCUUUACAGAUUGCAGAGCUCUUCAUCACUGAAAAGAACUGUAUCCUUUACUAAAUCUGGGGAAAGUCAUUCAUCCCACCUGAAAUUUCACUAUCCCGCCAAGUGGUAGCAUGUAGGCUAAUCAGUAAGCUAACAGGUGAUCAUAAAGAGCUGUCUGUAGUGGAAGGCACUGUAUAUUCCAGCACAAUGGGGACUGUAGGCCGAUAAUAGAAAAUGGUGUAAACUGAGAGGAAUGAAGUGAUGUCUUUUUGGUGAGUUCAUUAUAACACAUUUGUCCCUGAAUGCAUCACGCUUUGUGUAUAGCCCAGGCUGCGUGUCAGUCUCUUAAGAGGAUUUGUGGGCUCUUAUCUUUGCACAACAGAGUGGAAGAGCACUAAUUAACCUGUAUCUGCUCCAAGUAGCCUGUUCACCGACACUUCACUGCUUCUAUAAACUAUAGCACCAUAGGACACAGAGAUAAUGGAGAGGUGUUGCAUUUCAGGAUAUGUUACCUCAGUGGCUCCUCUCCCUGUUACUGAGACACUCCAACACUUAAUGUGCCAGCUCAGGUUCUUCACCUCAGCAAGGCUUUGCUCCUUACUGUCCAAAAUAGGUCGAUUUGCUUUUGCUUCAAACUAUCAAUCACUACCAACAGGCUACUUUCCUCUCAUUACAGGCUGAAACCUUUUGACUUGCAACAUUAUUUCGCAAAAAAAAGCUGUUUAUCAUACCAAACUGGCAUUUUAUGCAAAGAAGAUGUUGUGGUAUGAUACUACGGUGAAGAUAAAUUUACAUCAAUUGUGAUUAUUAAGUUUAGAGAUUAUUUAGAAAGGAAAAUUUUACUUUUUCUUUGAGGAUGUAAAAAUAAUUUCUGGAAAUGUUUGGAAACAAUCUGAAAAAAAAAGCUAAAAGUUCAAUGCUCCUGAAUUUUCCACCACUGCUUGUCAGGGAUUCCUCAAAGCUUGGUGUCACCCCAUCUUAGUUACAGAAAAGUAGCAGGGAGAGCAGAUAUAGGGAGGUGGGACAUGCCAUCAAAAACACACUACAGAACCCACAGUGUAAUGUUAAUAACAUGGUAGGAAGAAAUAGAGUCUGGUGCUUUGAUAACAAGUUUUUUUUUACAUCAGUGCCACAUAAUAAUAGACAGUGGUGCAGACAUCUAUUGAUUGAUUAUCCUCUAUUAACUCUGGAUCUUUUUAUUCAUCCUGUUGCAUGCUGCUCCUCUGUGUUAGAGAAAGUGUCACAACAUGAGCAUCAUCACUCUUAGCUGCUUGCUUGGGCAAAUUUUCCUAAAUUUCCCUGCUGUUAUCCUGCCAGCCCACCCAACUCCAUCCAGAAGCUCCACAAGGAGAACCUGAGGACAAAGUUUGAAUUGAGCUGGGUUGUAAAAUUGGUCUGUUUGUGUUCACAUAUGUUGCCAACCCUGAAAAUUUCAGGGGUUUUGCAUGUGUGAACACGGGUAGUGGUACUGCUUGUACGGCAGGAUGGGCAUUCAUUAGAAAAUGUUUGUUUAAAACUUUGACUGUUAAAAUAGAAGAAACACAUUUGAGCCACAAACGUGAGUAUAGUGAUUCUAUUUAGAGAGGACAGUAAAAGGACUUGAUGUCAAAUUUUCAGUGGCGUGUAUUUUGUGAUAUUGAUUUUUCCAAUUGAUUAAAAAAUACUUCAUGCAAAGUUUAUCCACUGAUAGUAAUACAAAUGCAGGGGGAGUUUUUAAAACUUGUGUUUAUUUCCCUUUAAAUUCAAAGGUUGUUUUGAUUUUUUUUCAAGUAGUUCUCAUCGCAUUGUGGAGCUCAGGCUGUUAUUUUGUGGUCUUUGUGUUCCUCCAGGGAGGAAGGUGAAGGGUCAUUGUGCUCAAACAGGGGGAAGAUGUGGGAACUUUGCAGUUUCACACAGCCUUUUUUUAUCUUCAGUGGGUCCAGCAAACCAAAUACAAGUUCUGCAGGAAACAAAACUAGAUUUACAUGUUCAAAGUGUCUUGGUGUUGUGCUGCAGCUUGGGCUUUCUUCCAGGAAAUAUACUGUAAUUGGUGCAUUGAUAGCAAUAGUGGCAAUGCCAUGACCGAUUAAAGCCUGAUGUAUUGUUAUCAGAAUUGGCAGUAUCUACAAGUGACCUCUGGUUUGGAGCCAAAAGCUCUUUUGGCUGCUGAGUGUUUACUGAUGUGUUGUUCUUGAAAAGUAAAGUAUGUGGAUUCAGACAUUUUGACUUUGAACUCAAAUGAAAAGAGUGUUAGAUAAAAAUCUGGGCAGAUCCAAUGUUUAUAUGCACUUUAGACAGAGUCCGAGGCAGCUUUAGGACACUAGCCAAUCAAUAUCAGGGUGUUAAAUUCAGACAGAAUUGGUCACGUGACCGGUAGCUGUGGAGAAAAUCUUCAUGAGUUAUUUUGGAGGCAGAGAUGUGUUGCACGUGUGCCUUGGUUCGCCUUUGAUGGUGAAAGUUCUUGGCGUGUUUUAGAUUGCAGUCCAAUAACCAGCUGUGUGUUAGUUUCCGUGUGUGUGUUUGUGUGUAUAUGACCAGAGUGGAGCAAACACUCCCUGGAGAGAAUAGUGUGAGGCUCCUGUUGUGGCAUUGUUGUGGUCCGGACAGGCUAAAAAUAGCCAGCAGGAGUAGUGCUGUGACCUUUGAUGAUGGCUGUCCCCCUAAUCCUCCCUCCCAGAUGGUCCACCUCACACUCCUUUUUCCUCUGUGUCGGGUGAGUCCCUGGAGCUCAUUCAGGUAGUCUUCAUUUCGAAACACCCUGAUGUGUUUUUCCAGGCUGUUUUCCCCACAAAAUGUACAGUAUUGUACACAAAAAGCAAUGUUGCUCUCAGGGGGUUUCAAUUAGUCCUCUGAAUCGCUAGUUUUUCAUAACAUGCUGCUUUUUUAUCUUUUACAGCACAGCACAUUAAAUUAUUCAGGUGUACAUCCUCUAAUGGCUCCUCAACAUCAAUCAUCCUGGUGUGUUACAGUGAUCCUCAAAUGGAAACAUUGAAUUUUUCAUCCCUCUCUUUUUGAUGAGGACCACACUGCCUAUCAUGAGUAUAAUACAGGAUUUUAACAAUGAGGUUUUGUGUCUUGGUAUUCCACUUUAGUUCAAAUGACACAAAUCUCCCUACGAUAGAAAGAUUUUAAAUGUUUAGUUUUAUUUGAAAUAUGUUGAAGCAAAAGUGGGAACUUAACUGGCAUUAAAUGUGUUUUACUCAUGAGAGAUCCGCUGUUAAGUAGGACAUUCAGAGCCGUCGAGGCUGUGUUUAUUUUAAGCAUUCUCCAUCUCAUUGGUCUUUAAAUUCACCUGACAAGAAUCAAAGGUGUAAUUUUACAGUGGGAUGGACACUCAGUACGCAGGAUGCGUUUGAUAAAGUGGAUAGGAUCUAUUUUUAGUUUGUUUUUUUAUGGAAACAAAGCUGGCAUUCAAAGUUAUCAAAAGAAUUCUGCAGAGAAAGGAAAAAACAAAAGAUUCACAUGAAUAUGGAAACGAGAGACAGGACAGUGAAGUAGUUGUUAGAAAACAGCACACAAACAGUGACACAGGUAACAUCAGGUAAAAUCUACAGUAUACCUGUUAAAUCCAGACCUCUAAAUCAACAGUCUGUUCUGGAUUAUAUUCAAUCUGUUUGCGUGGUUGGGUGAUUGUCCGGAAAACUGAAUUAAAAACAGAGGUGAGCUGAGCAGAGAGGCCGUUUUUAUUUUCAACAACUGACUAAUCCCAGUGACAUCUGAGACUGAUCCUUCACCCAUAUAAACAGAUGGAAAAGCCCUGCAGUUUAUUCAGGCUGAGAAAAUGUUCUAUGAGGUGGCACUGAUCGAGCUCACCGCUCUUCAGGGGAGCACAGGCAAGUACUUUUGACCAUUUCAAACCACUCUUUUACUUGGUUAGUCCGAAAUUCGUAGCAUACAGUAUAUACUGUGAAAUUUUUGGUGAGCGGUCUCAUUUUGGUUUUCAGAUUUUUUGAUUAUGUUUUGUUUUCAUUGUAAUUCCCUUCAAAAUAUCUUGUGAAUAUUAUGAUGUCUAAACAGAGGCUUUUGUUGGGUUGAUUUUAUUAAAAACCAUUAUUAUGGUAGUGUAACAAGGAGUCUUUCAGUCUCAACUUCAAAAUGCCAAAUGUGUUGGUUGUUCAGUACAUAAAUUUGUGUUUGUGAAUCAGUGUGAGAAACUACUUUGAAGUAUUUACUUUACAAUUUCUCUUGAUGACCUUUUCUGAAAUUGAAAUUACUCCAGAGAUGUUCCUCUCUCAGAUGAAGGAGUUUCAAUACCUCUGAGUGUGAGUUAAAUAGUUUUUUGAAAACUCACAGAAAAGUUUCAGGAUAUAAGCUAGACACUGUUAGUAAAAUACAGAAUUGAGGUGGAUGGGAGGAGCGGCACGGUUGAUUUAAUUUGCUAUUUCAUCUGGAGGCUGUUAGUAAAGCGGCAGGUACACUGAAGUAGUUCAGUAUUUAGCAGAUGGUGUCUGUAGUAGGCAGCUCUCCAAACUGGUUUGCGUGUGUGUGACCUGCAUCUACAAACUAACCUGCAUAUAAUGUAUAAAUUAGCCUGCAAUGUGUUCCUGCAAUUCCCUGGAAAUGGUCUCUUUACUCAUGAUGCCUAUAGAGAAUGAAGCCCCAUUUCACCGGAGUCCAUCUUUGUUUACGAUAAACCUGGUGGAGCUUCAAGCCAACGCUUGCAGCAAGGCGGCUCAUUCAUCACCUGCUCCUGCUCCAGACGUCUGCCUCUUCCUGUCUGUCUGCUGCUGAGGCAGCAGUGCAGUGUAGCGUGCUGGGCACAGUGCAGGAGAUGGGGGACAGAUGAAGUGGAAGACAAAUGUCCACGCUUGGCUCAUUAGGAGCUUUGUGUAGCUACAGAAUGCUGAAGGCCCUGAUUCAGCACUCACGCUGAUUGAAUGUGAGACUCCUUCCAGAGGCAAAGCUGGCACAAACAGCCGCUCUCCUCCCUUUCCAGUUUCUUGUUCAAACGUUCCCUUCUCUGUAUUUUCCCACAGACAGAAACAAGGAUGUCACUUUGUGGUUUCUGUAAAAAAAAAAGAUCUUUUAAAGUGAUUUAUUUGCAUUUGCUGUGGUAUGGAUUAUAAACUAAGCUUAUUUCCACUCCAGUCUUGUAGAUGUCAGGUGUGUGUGUACAGUACAUGCCCUUGUUUGUGUGCCUUAGUGUCCAGUGGGCGUGGUGUGUGUGUGUGUGUAUGUGUGUGAGUGUGUGUUGUUCAUUUCUCUUAUCCACUCUCUCCUGCCCUUAUCUCCGCUCUUGUUUCUCCAGUCUCCACUUGGUUUCACUCUGCUGUUGGGGCUAAAGUCUGCAGUAGUGCCAGACAGGCUGGUAGCCAGAAACCCAUAAAUUUGGGGCCUAAUUUGUCUUUUUCUGAAGAGAGCAAAGGACAGUGAGGAGAGAGGGACGAGUGGACGAGCAGGAGUAGAGACAGAUUUCUGACUGAUUCCAUGCCCUGCGUUUGUGUAACAGGGCCUCAGGAGGAGGCGACGCUGGGCUCUGCAGGAUGGACGACCCCAGAGGAGCUCUCGGAGCAGGCCUCCCAGGCGCAGCACCUCGAGCGGCUGGCCCAGCUGUGCAUCAUGAGCAAACAGUAGGUAAAACUGUGUCCUGUAGUAGAUUUAGUGGUGCCAAGGUCUAGUUAAAGACUAGAUUUACAGUUUUGAAAAGUCCAUUUUCUAAAUAUUUAUAAUUUAUUCUGUGUACAGUUGGAAUAUUUUUAAAUACCUCUCAUAUAUUCUGUAAAGUUAAUCCUAUAUAUGUUUUGUUGGUCCUCUAAAAGCUUUGAGAGGUGAUUUUUUUUUGCCAAAGCAAACAGUCUGUUUUAACAGUUCUCACGGAAGCAGGAGCAAGGGUCAAUAAAAACCUCAUUUGAAUAUAAAAUAUUACCCUCACAUAGAUAAAAGAGACGAUGGUGAAGUAAAAGAGAUCAAUGAUUUACUCAGGCGGCAAACAAUUUUUUCGUAAUUUAUUACUUACUUUUAUAACAUUUUAUACUUAUGUUUCAUGUAGAAAGAGCUUUAACUAUGUAUAUAUGAAAAUGCGUUUUUGAACUAAUUUCAAUUUAUGAAGUGUAUGUUUAAGAAAAUUUGAUUUUGAUAAUAUGGAUUGAAAAUUUUCCAAACUCGAAGAACGACUGCUCUGCAUUGUGUUUUUCUUGCUCAAGUUGAAUUUCCCCUGUUUAUGUGAAGAAAAGAGACACCGCACCCUCUGGUAGUGUCACAGGAGGAACACUUUAACUGGAUCUGCUGUCUCCUGUUGCAGUGGCACUUUGUUAGGCCACAGCAUGCACCUAUUUUCUGUGCCUCUGUUGUCAUUGUUGGGAUCGGGCCAUUUAACCCGAUUGCCAGAGAGGGUGACGAGGAGGUAGAAGGUUUUCUUGGCAGAGGGGCCUCAUUAAUGCACCAAGGGUUCAGUUCAGUCUUGAUAAGAUGGUACUAGUCUUGCCUUGGUGGAAAAGACGACUGGGUUCCUAUUUGAUCAGUUAUCAAAGACCACUUUCUUCUUGACUGACAGGGGCAGAUCUAGAGGGUUAUUCAAGGGGGGCAUGGGCCCCGUCUAGCUCUAAACAACGACCCUUGGUGUGUGUUUUUGGGGCACAUACUUAAUGCCAUUUUUGUAUUAGUUAUUGUUCCUGUUCAAAAAAAGUCUGAACUUCCCCCUGCUUCUUAUCAGGAAGUGAAAAUAUUUCCUGGAUUUUAAACAAUGUCAGAGGAAGUCCUUACUGCGGGUGAAGGGCUUUUCUGUCUUCGCUGAUCAGAUGUCCUGCGAAAGCAGCGCAAACUGACACCUGUCCAUUACUAAUUGAAGUGUGGUAUUUGAACAUCUGUCACACCAAAACAGAGCUUGCUCUACAUCUACAGACACACGUGAGAGUGUGAGGGUGAUGACUGCCCUUGACUUUCCAGGGAAGAUAUGAGCAGGACAGCUGGCAGAUCCUCAAUAGACCACAUCACUUUCACCGAGCUUAGCACCAUGCAGAAGAGCCAGUGAAAGGGCAGAAGUCAGUCAACAAACCUGAGGGCGCCAUGCCUUCUGUAAUUCAACCAGUGGAAAAGAAAGGAGCCGUCUGUGCUGGCAGGAAUACAAAGUUUCCACUUCCUCAGUGUCUAAUCACAGCGCCCGCGUGUUUAAAAUUCUCAUGCUGCUGAGCUCCAAACACUGAAAGCGAUAUGCUCACCUGACAGUGAAGCAUGGGUCAAAACAUUCAAUUGAGGUCAAGCGUUGUUGUUGUCUUUGGAAACAUCUAUGCAUUUAAACGGAGGAAUGCAAGGGGAGAUCUCAUGUCAGACAAUCAGGCCUUUUUAAGAGACGCUACUUUUCUUUUCAGCCCAGGGCAAAAUACUGAACUCCAGAGCAACAGGGGAAAAGUAGAGCUGUGUUAAAUUAUUCUGUUUUUUUUUUCUUUUUCAGACCUCAUCUUGCUCUGGAAUACAGCGGUAAGGUAUGUACCUCUCACCACUCUCUGAUCCCUCUCCAGAUUUAUGAACAAAUUAAAGUUUUUACGACACUCUUGAGUCAACUUCAACCCCCCUUUGUAUGUUAAUUAAUCUUUCAGGCUACAAAAAUCCACCAGAGGGCCUUUGGGAAUGACCAUCCCAUUACAGCCAGGAGCCUGGAGCUUAUGGCCACCGUCUAUGCUGAGAUCGGCAAGACUGAAUAUUCAGGUGCACAUUUUACUGGGAUUGUGAACUACAUGUAUGCAUAACAGACUCUUAGAAAUGAGUGGGUUAAUUACAUCUUUCAAAAUUAGUUUUAUUUAUUUAUUUACUGGAGCCACUGUUGAAGAAUGUAAUCAAGAUAAAAGACAAAAAAAACAUCAGUAAACCACAUAAUCUGUCAGAAGAAAACAGAAAAAUAUGAAAUAAGAUUAUCUAGAACAAGCAAACAUCAGUUCAACUUUAGAGCCCCUGCAACCCUCUGAUCAGUCAUCAGUACAUACCAACGAAUCUGUGUUUUAUUUUAGGCCUUUCUCUCAGUCUUUUGUAAUGUAAUAAAACUAGCUUAGAGCUUGACUCACAAGGAUGUAGCUUACUUCUUUAGAGAGCACUCAGCACAGUAAGAGUAAGGUUUGAAGCCAUGAAAUCCUCCUACAAACCUUGUCAACCCAUAAAAAUAUUCAAUUAUUUAACACUCGCCAUCAUGUCGGACACAGAAGGUGUUUUAUGCGGCGCUGCAAAGAAAAGUUUCCUUGUGACAGUUUGAGGCCACAGUUGUUUUGUACAGUACGUAUGCUUGGUUUGCAUUAUGAGGAAAUAACACUCUGCCUGAUUCUGAACUCUGCAUUUUUUGCGAGGACUGCUGUGGUGGUAGAAGCUGAACGUAGAGAGCAGCCGAGCUGUUGAGUCAGCGUACAGGGGCACUGAUGCCGAACAGGGCUGGCUAUACACAAAAACAAAGUGUACAGCACAGAGAGACAAAGAUUUACAACAUCAUCGGUUGUUUACCUCUUAUUUCCUUCGGCUGGGAUGGUGAAACAAUGAGCACAUGCAGGGUCAGUGAGUGGUCAAAGUUGUUUUGUAUAUCAGAAGUAGCAGAAGUCUGUGUACUUUCUGCAACCCUGGUUUUGUAUUGUACACAGAGAAAUCCUCUUUGACCCACAGAGAGAGACGUCAACAGAGGCACGUUUCACUGUUUACAGCUUGUGUUCCUUGGAUACUAAACACCGAACUGGGUCAGAUCCCUCUGUGAGCCAACAAAACACUCACGUGUUUUAUAGGUCAAAUUUGAGUAUCCAAGCAGCAGCCUCAACUGUAACAAACAAUAUUAUCACUAUUAUUCACCAAACAACAAAGGAAUACUUGAAGCGACAUUGAGGAGUUUUCAGCUGAAAUUGAGAGACAAAGAGAAAGAGAGUGUUUGUUAUUGUGUUGUUGUGAAUGUUGUGUCAAAGAAUUUAUAAUGAUUUAAGUUUUGUGAUUUAAAAAAAUUACCAAAGGAGGAUCAUUGUUGCUUUUGAAAAUUCUCUUAUGCAAGGGGAGAGCAAAAGGAGUGUUUCAGUCCAGAUUAUGACCACUAGAUAUUGCUAAAAUCCAUAUUUCAACUCACUGCCGUUUUGUCUGGUUUGUUCAGCGUCCUUCUGUUAAUCAAUCACUUUCAAUCAAAGCAGUUCUAGUUGUAAAUUACCCAUAACAGCGAGUGAUUGAUUAAUCAAUUAACUAAAUCAAUGGUUGGUCAGGUCAGAGUCUAAUUCAUCAUUCCACGCUGAUAGCCAGAGCACACUAUUAGGAUAGAGACUGAACUAGACUGAGGUUUUGAGCUCUGGUAUGUAGUUUUCACAAUCUGUGCUGAGAUCAAAUAAUAUCAGGCUCAGUCGUUAUAACCAGAGGGGAUUUUGGGUCACAUGAAAGCUUUUUAAAGAAAAAUCAUGCGCCAGUGUAACUUCAGUCCACAAAGCUGCUCUCGAGUCUUGACAGGGUUAACACAAGCGUCUUCUCUUUACCCUUAUUUGCAUGUUUGACUUUGUAUGUUUAGCCUCACCUCACCAGCUAUCUUCAAAGCAGACCGCAGUCACUUGUACGAAGCAGCACGGUCACUACUCAUGUCUGAUCAUGAUUCUCUCCCUAGACUCCCUGGGUGAGUGUGUGUCAGCACUGUCCAAACGCUUUGCUGCUGCCGAGUCCAUCAGAGACACCGUCAACGGUCUUCCUCAGUCCCAUCGGGACAAACACUCAGAGGUCCGCCACAGAAAGGACUCCCACCACCAACAGGAGGACACUCUAAAACCUAAGGUAGAGUUGACAGCACCUGCAGGCAUGUUUAGCAGUGUUACUUGAGCAGUUUGUUUGGAGAAGAUCUUUGUAUUACUGCUGUUUGUCAGAACUUAAGUAAACUCGUGUCCAAAGCAGGUGAUCAAUGGCAAAGUCCCCACGUCCAUCCUAAAGAGGCCAAGCUCCAACUAUGGGUCAGAAAUAGAACCCAAUCACAGACGGAAAGGCGAGCGGAGGGUCCGAUUCAGGGAGCCAGAGACCACAGUUCAUGGUAAGAAAACUGUCCAGUCUGGUAGUCAGAUGUCUGAGUACGUACGUGCGUGCCUGCAUGCGUGUGUGUGUGUUUGUACAAUCAUAACCUAGACUACAUGUUACGUAUUUUCCGCAGCCUCUUGGCUCGUCAUGUAAAGAAGCAAAGAUAUUCAUUCUAUUCAAGAAUCAAAGUAAUUCUGCUAAUGUCCACUGUUUCCUCAAAAUUCAUGCCAUCCCAGUUUCAGUCAGGCCCUCAACAAACAUGUAACAACAGUAUAUGUAGCAGUAAAAAAAACAAGAACAAAAUGCAUUAAAACAUCCUAUGAUUGCAUUGUUAACUGUUGUCCUUCAGGGAUUCUGUACUGUUUAAAAAUAAUGCAUUGCCAGGAGACUUCCAAACAUGAGCAAGAGAUUUACUCUAGGUAGUUAAUUAUGCAUGCAAAUGAGGCUCCGUGGAGUCUGUUCCAGAGAGAUAGUGGGGUCCAUGAGGGUAUGGGAGCCGGUCUGUAGCUGCUGUACAUCACAGAGGCUGACUGACUGUCCUCCUCUCUGUCCGCUUUACAGAUAUUCCUUACUGUGACUGUUUAGGUGGUAAGUUUGCCUGAAGGAGUUCUAUUUUAAUGAGCACAAGAAAGCCACACUUCACCACUGAGUGUAAAAGAUAUUAAUGUAUAUAUAUUAGAAUUUAGACAAAAGUUUAAUAAUAAUUAUUAUGACAUUUAACUAGAAUAUUUUAUCACAAUAUUUCAGUCUUCAUAUAAGAGAGAAAUACUAAAAAAUAUACGUUUUUCACCUCUUCUUGAUGGAUCACCAACUGAAAAAACACCACAUAUUUGAAGUCAAGAGUUCAGAUUUGAGUCCUUAUUAUAUUGACAGCUUAAUCACCAAAUCUAGUGUUAGCAUGCAGACCAUCGUUUGUGAGCAUUCCUUUCAGAUAACUUACGUAACUGGUGGCGAGGAAUUCAAAACACUCAUAUUUCAUCAAGUUACACUGUCAAGACUGAGCUAUGAAGUGGCUGAAUGCUAUUUUCUAGCUACUGUUUGUUGAGUUGAAAUAUUAAGCCCAUAGGACACUUAAGCUAAGUCAUUGCAUAUAAGAUUAACACUCAAGAAAUUGCUUGCUAGUCGUUAGCAGCAUUUAGCUAACAUAUCUGCCUGUCCCAUGUCCUUCAGAAUUUUUGGUAAUGCACUUUUAUUAAAUUAAUUUUAGCUACACUCAGCAAUCAGCUCUUUUUAGCAUAGCUGGCUAACACUGGUCCUGAUGGUAAAAAUGAAUAACGAGGAACAGUGUGUCCUAUGAAACAUAAAAAGUGACAGCUUUAAGACUAACGUUUUCUUGAGUCAGUUUAUCUUGGAGUUCAUAGUUAUUUAAGUUCCACUUUCUCCUGUUUUCCUGCCCUUACCCUGCUAUAUGAAAUGAAAGUGUCACUGAAGCUCAGUUGGUCAAUAAAGCUGUCAAUCAUGGUGCCAUUCCAUAUUUUAGAGUAGAGCAGCAGGUCCCCUUCCACAGAGGCCUUCUUCUCUCACCACCAUGUCUCUACGGGUACAUAGAGCAUAGUACAGUAGUUAUAUACAAUAGUAUAUUGAGCUAGUUAUAUACACAUAUUUGCAUGUAGAGAGUGGCUGUACAAAAUGCACCUACUGGAAGAAGAAAAAAUGAUGUGGUUGUUGUGCUCAAAGAAUUGGGGUAGUAGAUAUUUCUAAUUCUCAAUGGGGAAACUCUAAAGUAUUUCAUACUUGUAUGGUUUCUCAGGUUAAUUCUGUGGAAACAUGGAAAACAAGCUUUCUGUCUGAAUUAGUCAUUCAAGAAAAAUGACCACUGUGCACAAAAUGUAAUUUAUUUCACUUCUGGAAACUGCUGCUUGCCGUGCAUAUGAAGCCUUUCACUGUCACCUCACUGUCACAUUUCAUACUGCAAAAAAUUAACAGUACACUGUAUGUUUUUCACUACACUGUCAGUAUGAAUCACAUGAAACCCUCUAUCUAAAACAGUCCUCUCAGGACCUUGACUGUCUUUGGUAUGAGAGUAAAAGAGAGCAGCCUGCGUGCAUGUGAACAUUUAAAUGCUCAUUUACAAACCAAAAAUGUGAAAAACUGGUUUCUCGUUUGCAGCCUAUGAGGCGACACCCUCCCGCCCCCACCUGGCCCUCUUCACCUGCCUCUUCCUGUUGAUGUCAUUCCUGGGUGUGGCCAUGUACUGCACAGGCCGGCGGCGCCCUCAACGGGUGUGCGAGGAGCUGGAGGCUGUCCUGGCUGUCUAUCUGCUGCACAUGAAACAGCUGUUGUGGGGCUGCUGGAUAUGGCUGACCAUGCAGUGACUUAAUCCAACCGCAGGGGGAGCCAAAAAGCCCUUGUGUUUUUUUUAAAACCCCUCAUUUUUCCUAUCUUUGAAGGAGCCCAGGCCUGCAAACACCUCAGCCAUUUGUCUCUACUCUGCACAGAGUCUGUGGUGUUAAACCACUUUGACAGAGAGACAAGGGAGAAAUAUUUAAUCCCAGAGAUAUGUAGCUUCCAUGUCUGUAUGUAUAUAUAUCUAUAUACAUAUAUAUGUAUUAAGGUGGUGGGAAUGCCACUUCUUAUUUAAGAUGUAUUGAUUUUGCACAUGUUGAUGCUCACACACUGAAUCACCACAAAACAUGUAAUUUUUCAGUCCAUCUUACAGUCUGAUGUAUGUGAGUGAAUGUUUCCAUGGAAUGCAAAUAUUUAUUUUGUUACAGUACAAGAUUUGUGUAAAUCAGAUAUAACACAGAGCUGAAUGUGUACAUAUGGCUCUAUAUAUUAAGGACUAUCACAAUAUUCAGCCUUGUAAUUGCACAUAGAUGAAUGUAGAGAUGUUGGGACCAACUUUGAUUGGCAGAGUGCACAUGAAUGCAGGGGAGGAUGGAGGCAGAAAUGUGCAAACUGUUCGAUAACGAUCUGCGAGAAAGAAAACACAGGGCUGCUUCACUUCACAGCUACACCGGGUCGAAUGACUAACAGAUAAAAAAAACACCUCUUUCUUUACAGACUGUACCUAGCUCCACUGAGGAGGAAACCUACAGCACAAUGUAAUGACUUCUCUCUCUUUAUAUCCAUGGUUGAAGAGAAUAUACUCAAACAGAAUGGAUGCUAAUGCUUUUGACAGUGAUCCUCUUUUUAACAGCUUGAAUCCCACUAAAUAUCCUUUGUCCUAAAUGUUAUUUAUUCUUAUAUACUGUAUAUCUGCAUCUCAGCAAAUAUCCGACUUUAAAAUAAUUUGACUUUUUAAGUUUUUUGUUACUGGUUAUAUUUCUAAUUUAAGAGAAUAUAUUCAGGUUUUUAUUGUGAUGUCAAAUGCUCAUCAAGCUUUCGAAAAUUUACAGAUGGCAUCUUUGCAACACAUAAAAAAAAAACAUGCUGUCAUAUAUGAGGCCAAACAGAAAUGAAAUGCUAUAUGUUCUUGUUUAAGCCCCUUAAUCAAGUGAAGCAGAUACAUUCAAAACAGCUAACCCACCACACAAAGGGAUCGUAGGAUUCAAAGGGCACAGAGAUGCACAUCUCACAGACCUCUCAUUCAAAGCAAUAACACACAUCACGUAGUUUCCAGUAAAACAUGGUUCUUUAUAUAACAGGUUUCAGGGAACUCAAAAGGUUUUCACAUUUGAAUGUCAAAGCAAUAUGAGGCAAACAACGCCUGUAUAGAAGAAAGAAACACUGUCAACUCUGUACUGUCAAAUUAAAUUGUCAUUAGCAAUAAAACAAUACCCAGUGUAUAUGCACAUUUAGCUUAGAAGCUGCAUUUCACGGCUGUCCAGACAUUUAUGGUCACUUUGAAAGAAGUGCCUUUAUGGAGGGUUUUCUUAGUUCUUACCGUUUUAUGAUUUCAGUUGUUUCGAAUAAAACUGUCAUUGCCUAUCAAAGUCAAGCACACUACUUGCUUUCUUUCUGUUAUCUCGGACAUUAAGUGAGUGUGUGGUGUGCGUGUGUAACAGGGAGAGAGAUGCAUGCAGGUACAUUUGUGCGUCUAUUCACAGUAACACAGUAUAUUGGUUUGUAGCCUAUAAAGUGUGCAGGAGAAGCCUGAGUAGCUCUAUGCCACAAAUAGGAUUUGUUUUUUAGCUUACACAGAUUGCUAAAAGCAUUUUUUGACUGGCUGUCUCAUACAUAAAUGCUCUGAACUACAAUUUGUCUUUAUUAUAAAACACCAUUUGUAACUGCUGAUAAUCAGAAUACACUGCAAAAGCACACGUCUUUUUGCUUUGCUGCAGCAUGCAAGGAAUUUUGACUUCAUCAAGAUGCCGAGUGCACCCUACAUAAAAAGAAGCCUACUUCAGGAACACAUUUAUUGGUGUAUAAAACAAAAAGGGACAACCCCUUACAUCUAAAAACCACCACCUUAUGAAUUUACCAUGCAUUAGAUCCAUGCAGAAGUUUCACAAAGACAACAUGAUCCAUUGUCCAAUCUCCCUUAGCCAUUAAUACUGCAUUGUUAUAUAGAAACUCCAUUAAAGGCUCCAUUAAAUGGGUUUAUACUUUCAGAGCUUAACCAUAGUUGUGUGCCUUGAAGAGGCAUGGCUGAACUCAAGGAUUCGUCAAGGAUUAACAACCAUAGGGGGAUUUUUGAAGGGGAAUCAAUUACCUUUAGAGAACAAAGCUAAACCCUCUGAUCAAUGGUCGAUGGAAGCAAAAGCCAAUUUUGAUUGUCUACACAGGCAAACACUGGUGUUUCUCACAGCAGGCAGAGGACUGAACGGUUGAGUGUGAGUGACUGAGUACGUGUUUGUGCGUCCUCCCGUUUUUAGAUCAGGCCAGUCUUGAGGUCGGAGUUGCGGCGCGAGGAGCGGCCCAGCAGCAGGUCUUUCUCGUGGAUCAGGCUGUCCAGCAGGUCCUCCUGUCUGUAGUUGUGGUAGACCUUCAGGAAGGCCAUGACUGCGAUACCCAGCCAGGUGAGCCAGGCAGCCCACAGGCCGAACUGCAGAACAGACACUAGUGUGAACACGAGUGAGAUUUUGUCAGACUGACUUCAUGAUAUGAAUAAAAAGUCUCACCUGAGCUAUAGCAAACUGGUCGUAGAAAGCAGAGUUAUUCAGUCCCAGCUCAAGAUCAGUGUCCUGAAGGUCCUCACAGCUUAAGAAAGAUAUACAAACUGGUAUUUAGGAUGAUGACAACACUUUUAUGGAUCAGUCUCAAGAGUUUUUGCAGUAAUCUUUUCUACCUGCUGGGCAUGGUUCCUCCC
Messenger RNA from Xyrichtys novacula (pearly razorfish), 17690 nucleotides. NCBI's taxonomy places the organism in Eukaryota, Metazoa, Chordata, Actinopteri, Labriformes, Labridae. The record is from the annotation of a GenBank genome assembly.